Molecule: messenger RNA, 2085 nt
Organism: Austrofundulus limnaeus
Lineage: Eukaryota; Metazoa; Chordata; Actinopteri; Cyprinodontiformes; Rivulidae
Gene: smpdl3b
Product: sphingomyelin phosphodiesterase acid like 3B
Exons: 8
Coding region: 22-1407 (461 amino acids)
Biological process (GO): sphingomyelin catabolic process
Molecular function (GO): sphingomyelin phosphodiesterase activity
Source: RefSeq, a predicted model, not a curated record
CCUCUCCUCGGUUUUUGACGGAUGUUUUCAGAGUCCAACAUGUCUCCGGUGAGGUUGCUCGUAUCUUGUCUGCUUUUCCAUGAGACCCUCGCACUGCCAGGGAGUUUUUGGCAUAUCACGGAUUUGCACUGGGAUCCAACCUACAGUCUGACGGACAACCCGGAGCAGGUGUGCGCGUCCAGUGGCAAACGACCCGCGUUACGUGCUGGUAAAUUUGGGGACUACGUUUGUGACUCGCCAUGGCAACUCAUCAACUCCUCUGUUUACGCUAUGAAGCGCAUCCUACCGAAUCCAGACUUCAUUGUAUGGACAGGGGACGACACACCACAUGUACCUAAUGAGGAUCUAGGAGAGGAGGCUGUGGUCAGCAUUAUCGGCAACCUUACAAAUAUCAUAACUGAAGCGUUUCCAAAUACUAAGGUGUACUCGGCCCUGGGUAACCACGAUUACCAUCCCAAGAGCCAGCUUCCUCCAGGCCCGAACUCCAUCUAUGACAGAACAGCAGAAAUGUGGCAUAGCUGGUUGGAUUCAGGCUCCAAAGAAACAUUUAAAAAAGGUGGAUAUUACACAGAAAAGUUGCUGCACCGCAAUGGUUUUARGAUGCUGGUCCUCAACACUAACCUCUACUAUGACCAGAACAAGUUGACUGUGGAUAUGGAUGACCCAGCGGGCCAGUUUAGCUGGAUGGAUCAGACUCUUACGAAGGCAGCCAACAACAAGGAGAAGGUGUACAUCAUUGGCCAUGUUCCCCCAGGUUUCUUUGAGAAAAAAAGAAGCAAGCCCUGGUUCACCUCAAAGUUCAACAAGCAAUAUUUGGAUCUGAUAAAGAAGCAUCAUUCCAUCAUUGCUGGACAGUUCUUUGGCCAUCAUCACACGGACAGUUUCCGCAUGUUCUACAACACAGAAGGUUUGCCCAUCAGUACAAUGUUUCUCAGCCCAGGGGUCACACCAUGGGAAACAACACUUCCUGGAGUUGUGGAUGGAGCUAACAACCCUGGGAUUCGUGUUUUUGAAUACGACACAAAAACACUUCUAGUGAGCGAUGUGGUGACAUAUUAUCUGAACCUCACUCGCGCUAAUGCAGUCACAGAGCAGUGGGAGAAAGAGUACCGCCUCACAGAGAGUUUCCGAGUACCAGACGCCUCUCCAGCCUCCAUGCACCGGGUUCUGGAGCAAAUAGCUGCCGAGCGCUGCUACCUGCAGAAGUACUAUGACUUCAACUCUGUCAGCUACGACCUGACAGACUGCGACAGCGACUGCCGUGUCGACCAUGUUUGUGCCGCAAGAGAAAUAGACUUUGACAGGUAUGAGCAGUGUUUGGUCAAAGAAGGAGUGACUUCCAUAAACGGUGGGCUGCUGCUGGUGGUCCUCUCCGUGGCUGUGAGCAUCGCGGCCGCUGGUUGGUAGAGAUGUGUAAAACUUAAAAAAAAUAAACAAAAAAUAAAUAAUAAAAAAGGAAGAUGGACAACUUUACCAAAGCAUAUACAUAUGGGAAGAAGACACUCCACCUUUGACAUUUACAUUGUUUGAAAGUGAAACUUUUACAUCUACAUGUCACACAAAAGGGCGACUGAUUUCAGUUCCUUGACAAAUUCGUCAACAGUAAUGUCCCUUUUUAGAUUUAUUUUAUUUUAUUUUUGUCCUGUAUUUUCAGUAUUUACAUCUAAUCUGAUCUAAUCUGAUCUGAUCACUCAUUCAUGUCAUGCAUUAAAUGUAAUUGACUGAAAACCCCAAAGACUUUGGUUUCAUCAAUCAAUGAUGCAGCUUUUUCACUGGUUUUUAUCACUUUAUAUUUGGCCAGUUUAAAAAUUAUUAUUUUUUUUGUUCAUAYAACCCAACAAACUAAGCUGUAAUUAGUUGUAAUAUUAUAUACUAAAUACAUUCAUUCAUAAAUCCAUCCAUUGUUAGAGCAGUUAGGUUCACCCUGAACAGGUUCCAAACCAUCACAUGGCCCAUAUUAAAUCCUGUCUUUGGUUAAAUGCUUAUGUCAAACUACUUUAUUUGUUUAGUAAAUCUACUGACAGACUAACUGUAUGAACUGUAUUCUAAAUGAAACAAUAAAUGAGUAAAUACUUUUUUACAAUA